Ostertagia ostertagi is the source of this 411-nucleotide messenger RNA. The record is from the annotation of a GenBank genome assembly. Lineage: Eukaryota; Metazoa; Nematoda; Chromadorea; Rhabditida; Trichostrongylidae.
AUGGCUAUUGGAUUUCUUAUAUGGGGAUCAAUGCAGAUUAUUGUCGGUUGGUCGGUGGCUCGUUUUGGACUGCUCGGCCUAUUGGCUCCGACAGAAAUGAAGCAUAACAUGCUCAACUACAUCGGCAUGUUGAUCACCUUAAUAAGUGGUGUUCUCUUCGUCUUUGUCAAGCACAAAGACCAAGAAAAGAAGCGUAUCUCUGUUCCAAGUGAAUCGACAGCAUUAGAAUCACAAAGCACCAAGGACACCACUAGCAGUGGCUCUUCAAGGAAAUCAGCCAGUAAGGAACAUGGCAAGUCUGGUUCAAGCGAAAGCGCAGCCUUGGAAUCGCACAGCGACAGGGACGCUCCAGAUGCUCAGCCCUUGGAAUCAUCAUUCAACAAAGAAGUAAUGCUCCGAAAAUUACCGUGA